UGGUGGAGCGAGUCCGGGGGCGCCUGGACGACGAGGAGGACCAAGCAGCGUCCAGGGCAGGGGCACGCGGGGUACUGGGCACCCGAGGGCGGGGGCGCCCGCGGCUGCGGUUACAGCUGCGGCUGAGGCGGGCUUGGGGCGCUCCCCCCGCGAGCGAGACCUUGUGCGCAGGACCGGGCGCCGGUGUUUACCUGGCGUCCUAGCAACCGGCGGACGCAGGGGGCGGAGCGCGGGGCGGGCGCAGAGCCCUGCGCUGCAGUGUGUGCGCUGAGCUCGGAUCUGAGCGGUGACAGGUCCCAUGGGUGUGGCGCUGACCAGGUCAGCGCAGUGGACAGCCGCGGGGCACGGGACGAGGAACCUGGAAAUCACUCCUCUAAAUGAGGCAAUACUGAAGGAGAUUAUUAUAUUUGUGGAGAGUUUUAUCUAUAAACAUCCCCAAGAAGCAAACUAUGUAUUUGUAGAACCACUGGAAUGGCAAACAAAGUUGGACCCCUCAGCAUUUGGAUCAGGGUACGCUGUCAGUGAAACCACAGUCAAAUCAGAGGAAGUCGAUAAAAACGGAGAGCCUUUGCUGUUUCUCUCUGUGCCACAAAUUAAAAUUAGGAGCUUUGGGCAGUUGUCACGCUUGUUAUUUAUUGCCAAAAACACAAAGCUGAAGGAAGCACAAGCAUGUAUUGAAGCAAACAGAAAUCCCAUAACAAAAAUUCUGGGCUUGGAUUAUAAUGUGAUAAAUGAAAUAAAUGAAGAUUCCACGCUCUUGACCAUUCUUGAUAAAAUUACCAAAGAUGAGGAUCCUGAAAGUGAAACUAAAGUGAAGAUUGCCCUGCUACUCAAGCAGUUGGACCUGCACCUGCUCAAUCAUUCUCUAAGACAUAUUUCACUAGAAAUCCGGUUAAAUCCUAGGACUGUUAAGAAUGACAUAGAACUGCUUAAAAAGUUCUCAGGAAAGGGAGAACAGACAGUCUUGGAAUCUAUCGACUAUACUUCAGAUUAUGAAUUUUCAAAUGGAUGUCGAGCCCCACCCUGGAGACAAAUGCAAGGGGAAAUUUGUUAUGUGCUGGUGAAACCACACGAUGUGGAAAUUUUGUGCCUUACUUGCAGCAACGAAGGAGUGUUUUUAAACGGUGGCAAAACCGAUGAUGAGGGGGAAAUUAAUUAUGAGAGAAAAGGUGAAAUUUAUAAAGACCUUGUCACACUUUUAAAAGAAAAAUCAGCAGUAUUUUCAGAAAAUAUGUCUAAACAGGAAGUUAGAUUCAGUGAAGAACAGCAAAAGGAAAAGGAUCAGCUGAAUGAGGUACCCAAGGAGGAGGAAGCAGCUGCCUUACAUAAAGCCAGCAAUGCUUCCCACAGGAGUAAUUUGGAGAAGAACCAAAUUAAUUUGGGGAAGAAUCAGAUGACCAAGAGAUUAGAGCCAAGUUUAAACUGGAAGACCACUGUUGAUGCCAAAGAGAAAAGACGCUUACAAAGAGACAACCUAGAAGAAAAGCGUGGAGGAAGACUUGAGAAGCCCAGACCAUCUAUUUUGCCUGGAAGAGCACAGUUAAUUCGCAGGAGUAUUGAGAAGGCUGAGGAAGUUAUUAGUGAGAGCUCCUCAGAGAGUGAGGAAGAUGAAGAACCACCUGAUCAUCGUCAGGAAGCAAAUGCAGAUUUACCAUCAGAAUACUGGCAAAUUCAAAAACUGGUGAAAUAUUUGAAGGGAGGAAAUCAGACGGCCACAGUGAUUGCACUGUGUUCAAUGAAGGACUUCAACUUGGCACAAGAGACCUGCCAGUUGGCGAUCAGGGAUGUUGGAGGCCUUGAAGUUUUAAUAAAUUUACUUGAGACGGAUGAAGUCAAAUGUCAGAUUGGUUCAUUAAAAAUCCUGAAGGAAAUCAGUCAUAAUCCUCAAAUCAGACGUAAUAUUGUUGACCUUGGGGGCUUACCAAUUAUGGUUAAUAUACUUGAUUCUCCGCAUAAGAGUCUGAAAUGUUUGGCAGCUGAGACGAUAGCAAAUGUUGCCAAGUUCAGAAGAGCCCGGCAGGCCGUGCGACGCCACGGGGGGAUCACCAAACUGGUCGCUCUACUUGACUGUGGGCAGAAUUUGCCGGAACCGGCUUACUUGAGCCUGUACGAGACCCGAGACGUGGAGGUGGCCCGCUGUGGGGCGCUGGCUCUGUGGAGCUGCAGCAAGAGCUAUGCGAAUAAAGAAGCCAUCCGCAAAGCCGGGGGCAUUCCUCUGUUGGCUCGGUUACUGAAGACGUCUCACCAAGAUAUGCUCAUUCCGGUGGUGGGGACAUUGCAAGAAUGUGCCUCAGAGGAAAACUACCGAGCUGCAAUCAAAGCGGAAAGGAUCAUUGAAAAUCUGGUGAAGAACCUCAAUAGUGAAAACGAGCAGCUGCAGGAGCAUUGCGCCAUGGCCAUCUACCAGUGUGCAGAAGAUGAGGAGACCCGUGACCUGGUUAGGCUGCAUGGAGGACUCAAACCCCUGGCCUCCCUCCUCAACAACACUGACAAUAAAGAACGCUUGGCCGCUGUCACAGGGGCGAUAUGGAAAUGUUCCAUCAGCAAAGAGAAUGUCAUCAAAUUUCGGGAGUACAAAGCCAUCGAAACUUUGGUGGGACUUCUAACUGACCAGCCGGAAGAAGUGCUUGUGAACGUCGUUGGUGCGCUGGGAGAAUGCUGUCAAGAGCACGAGAACAGGGUCAUUGUCCGGAGGUGCGGGGGCAUUCAGCCUCUUGUGAACCUCCUCGUUGGAAUAAACCAAGCUCUACUUGUCAAUGUCACGAAAGCUGUCGGCGCUUGUGCAGUAGAGCCUGAGAGUAUGAUGAUAAUUGAUCGCUUAGACGGAGUGCGUUUGUUGUGGUCCCUCCUAAAAAACCCACAUGCUGAUGUGAAGGCCAGUGCAGCCUGGGCUCUCUGUCCCUGCAUCCAGAAUGCAAAGGAUGCUGGAGAAAUGGUUCGUUCCUUUGUUGGUGGUUUGGAACUCGUGGUCAAUUUACUGAAAUCAGAUAAUAAAGAAGUUUUGGCAAGUGUGUGUGCUGCUAUUACCAAUAUAGCCAAAGACGAAGAAAAUUUAGCUGUUAUCACAGAUCACGGAGUUGUCCCUUUAUUGUCCAAACUAGCAAAUACAAAUAAUGACAAGCUGAGGCGUCACCUGGCCGAAGCUAUUUCACGUUGCUGUAUGUGGGGCCGAAACAGAGUGGCCUUCGGGGAGCACAAGGCAGUGGCUCCGUUGGUGCGUUACCUGAAGUCCAGUGACACCAACGUGCACAGAGCGACAGCUCAGGCUUUGUACCAGCUCUCAGAAAAUGCUGACAACUGCAUCACCAUGCACGAGAACGGCGCUGUGAAGCUUCUACUGGAUAUGGUUGGAUCCCCGGAUCAGGAUCUCCAAGAAGCUGCUGCUGGCUGUAUAUCCAACAUCCGCAGGCUGGCUCUUGCUACAGAAAAGGCGAGAUACACUUGAAACUCAAACUGACAGUACAAGUGACCAAAUAUUACAUGAAACAGAACAUGUCACUCCUCUGCCCAGGAAGCCUAAACUGGGAAACAUUUUGUACCAAAUCCUCUACAGGCAGAUGUCUAACUGAAAACAAAGGAAUUCAGAAGUGCUAAGGAUGCUGUUUAUCCAAAAUUUGCAUAAGUAUUUUUGUUCUAUUAGGAAUACACCAAACUAUUUGUGAUCAUAUUUUCCAGGAAUCUGAGAUACAUGUAUUCAGCAUGUAUAGAUAUCUAUCUAUUUAUAUCUGUUUUGGCAAUGCUUUUGUCUUUGUGUUAAUUUUAAUGAAAGAUAGGGCUUUCCUGGUGUGCAUUUUUUAUAGUCAUUCACGAGUGUCUUUAGAAUUCCCUUUCUGUUAAACCAAUCUAACUGUCCUGUCAGUAUGGUUUUGUUUGUGUGAUCGUUUGCAACCCACCGGAGAGCUCUGAGAUGUGCUGAUUUCGCAAACUGUUAUUCAAUAGAGUUUGGAGUUAAGCAGCUGGACUUAGGGAGACCAUCCUGAGGUCAUUCCAAGUUUCUUCUAAAGACUAUGAACAUCCGAGAAGACAAUGGAUAACUGUCACUGUAGCAGAGAAUGCAAAUCACAAAAACAUAAGCAGUGAGUGAGAUUUUCACUUUAGGGUUUCCAAAGAAUAAACAAUUGCAUGUUUUAUUUCCCUCACAGGCUUCACCAACGCUUUUAUUGAAAGAAUUAAUUUAUGCCGAUAUGAGGAUAAUAUUACCUCCCAUAAAAUUGCUUUGAAUUUUUGAACUUGUUUUCAGCACACAAAGUACUAUUUAAAAAGUAGCUACAAAGGAGUAAUAGCAUUUUAUCAGGUUAUAGAAACAUUAGAAGGCACUUAAAAGAAUCACAUAUGUAACCUUGGUGUGCUGAAAUGUUUGGGAACUGACCGUCCCCAGCGUCUAAAACUAGCUAGAAAAAUGGCUUUGCAUGCAUCCGCUCAGUAAACCGACAAUCUUGGUUAAUGCUUUGAAAGAGCAGGCAAGAAGGUUUUAUUGAAAAAUAUUAAGACCUGUGUGUGUUUGUCAUAAUUUGACGAUCGUAGACUUAAUUGAGUUAAAUGUAAAUAAUUCGUCUGAAAUGAAAACGGCUGUACAGAAUGAAAAUUAUACCAGAGAUAGAUUCUCUGAUAAAAACGUGAGGCAUUUCUGAGAAUUAUCAGGUUUUGUAAAACACCAACUCAUCUUCAUUGCUUUUCAAAGGAGGACAUAAAAGAGGCUAAUAGAAACAAGGAAAUGAUCCCAAUGCUAAUGAAGAAUUGAAUUUAAAUAAUAGUUAAAUCCUUUAACGUACAUCAGUAGGUAUUUCUAAUGUCAAAGUCACUGGUUAGUUGUGUUUCACUAACAUUAAAAAACACACCUACAAGUCAUGAAUUAUGACAGCUACAGAAAAAGAAUACAUGUUAUUAUUAAAGGAAGCUUUCACCAUCAUUUUAAGGUUUUUAAAUAUCCUUGGAAUUAGUGGGUCCUGAAAGUGGAGGGAAGCAACAGGGGAGGAAAAAAAAAAAACCAAAAAAAACCCGCACAAAGACAACUGGAUGGUUGGGAAGAUUGUUCCUUUAUCAUACGCAAGUUUAGGAUUUCUGUUUGUAAAUGUUAAUAAAUGCAUAAAAUAAGAGCAACAGUACCGUUUUAAAAGAAACUAAACUUGUGGAAACAUACAGUAAAUUAACAUGAAAGUCAUGUUGUGUAUUACUAACAACUGUUUCUUUUAAUUCUAAAACACCAGAAAUGUAGUACCUUUAGAGUAAACAAAAGAGCAGCAAAA
Molecule: messenger RNA, 5246 nt
Organism: Sus scrofa (pig)
Lineage: Eukaryota; Metazoa; Chordata; Mammalia; Artiodactyla; Suidae
Gene: ODAD2
Product: outer dynein arm docking complex subunit 2
Molecular function (GO): protein binding
Source: RefSeq, a predicted model, not a curated record